AUAGAUGAAGUCCUCGUUACGUCUAUAAAGAGAAGAGGAGAAGGGAGCUCCUACGAAAGCAAAGGGAAGGUCUGUAGAACCUCUGGAAGGUGGUUAAUUCAAUCAGCUCCGUAGAGGAGGCUUUCUUCAUACAAAGCACCACUUUUUUGAGAAGAGGAAGCAGAAAGCAUCAUGGACCUUCAAUAACUACUGGUCUUAUCAUAGCAUUUCCUAAACCAUGAGCCCUCCCACUGACCACGGAGUCACGGGCCAUGUCGCCACCCUUGUCAUCGCAUCUCUCCUGGUUUUGUCGAUCACCUACUCAUGCUUGUCGCCAUCAACAGAAUCAAUGUCUUUCUUUCGACUCCAGCGCUCAUCAAAUGCAACAGAAGUUGUGCCUAAAGAUGAACUAGAAGCAGCUUUGGAGAGAGCUUCCAUGGUGAAUAAGACCGUGAUUAUUGCGGUUUUAAAUAAGGCAUAUGUGGAGGAGAAUGGCAUGCUAGAUCUCUUCCUUCAGAGCUUGCGGGAAGGGGAGGACACCGAGUUCUUGAUCGGACACUUCCUUUUUGUUGCAGUCGAUCAAACUGCCUUCAACAAGUGCAGGGCCCUGGAACUCCACUGCCACCAGCUCGACACAGAUGGUGCCGACUUCUCCAAAGAGGUGUUUUACAUGUCUGAGAAUUUCAUAAAUAUGAUGUGGCAAAGAACUCUCUUCCUUGGGGACAUUCUCCGUCGUGGGUACAGCUUCAUCUUCACUGAUAUGGACGUGAUGUGGCUGAGAAACCCAUUUGCCAAGUUAAGUUAUGAUGGAGAGGACAUGCAAAUAAGCUGUGACUUUUACAAUGGCCGGCCAUUGGAUGAUUCCAAUUUCAUUAACACUGGCUUCUACUUUGUGGCAUCAAACAACAGAACCAUUGCACUAUUUGAUGAAUGGCAUGCAUCAAGGAACAACUCUGCAGGCAUGAAAGAACAAGAUGUACUGGCUCGGAUGAAAUCUCAUGGUGUAUUUAGGCAGUUGGGCAUGAAAGUGAGAUUCUUAGACACAGCAUACUUUAGUGGGUUCUGUCAAGAUAGCAAGGAUUUCAGCAAAGUGACCACAGUGCAUGCAAAUUGUUGCUGUAGUGUGAAAGCCAAGCUCAUUGAUCUGAAAGCUGUCCUUGAAGCCUGGAAGACAUUUAAUGGCACAUCGAGAGUCACAUGGCCUGAACGCAAGGCAUGCACAGGGAAGACAAAUGCUGCCCGCAAAGAUAAGCUCGAAACAGCUUUACAGGAAGCUUCCAUGGCAAACAAGACCCUGAUAAUUGCCAUAAUAAACAAGAAAUAUGUGGAGAAGAAUGGCAUGCUAGACCUCUUCCUUCAAAGUUUACGAGAAGGGGAGGGCACCAAGUACUUGAUCAGACAUCUCCUUCUUGUGGCAGUGGAUCAGACAGCCUUCAACCGGUGCCAGCUCCUAAAACUCCAUUGCUACCAACUUGUCACAAAGGGCACUGAUUUCUCCAAAGAACAGUUUUACAUGUCUGAUGGCUUCAUCAAAAUGAUGUGGCAAAGAACUCUCCUCCUUGGGGACAUUCUCCGUCGUGGGUACAACUUCAUCUUCACAGAUAUGGACGUGAUGUGGCUGAGAAAUCCAUUUGCCAAGUUAAAUCAUGAUGGAGAAGACAUGCAAAUAAGUUGUGAUUUUUACAAUGGCCGGCCAUUGGAUGAUUCCAAUUUCAUUAACACUGGCUUCUACUUUGUGGCGUCAAACAACAGAACCAUUGCACUAUUUGAUGAAUGGUAUGCAUCAAGGAAUAACUCAGCAGGCAUGAAAGAACAAGAUGUGCUGGCUCAGAUGAAAUCUCAGGGUGCAUUUAGGCGGUUGGGCAUGAAAGUUAGGUUCUUAGACACAACAUACUUUAGUGGGUUCUGUCACGAUAGCAAGGAUUUCCGAAAAGUGACCACAGUACAUGCAAAUUGUUGCUGUGGUGUGAAAACCAAGCUCAUUGACCUGAAGGCUGUUCUUCAAGUCUGGAAGGAAUCCAAGGGCAUAUUGAAUGUCACAAUGCCUGAACACAAGGCAUGCACUGGGAAGAUAGAUAUUGCCUCCAAAGAUGAGCUAGAAACAACUUUACAGGAGGCUUCCAUGCCAAACAAGAACCUGAUCAUAGCAGUAUUAAACAAGGCAUACAUGGAGGAGAAUGGCAUGCUAGAUCUCUUCCUUCAGAGCUUGCGAGAAGGGGAGGACACCAAGUUCUUGAUCAGACACCUCCUUCUUGUAGCAGUUGAUCAGGCAGCCUUCAACCGGUGCAAGCUCCUAAAACUCCAUUGCUACAGGCUUGUCAUAAAGAGCACCGAUUUCUCCGGAGAGCUGAUGUACAUGAACGAUGGCUACAUCAAAAUGAUGUGGCAGAGAAUUGCCUUCCUCAGAGAUGUUCUAAAGCAUGGAUACAGCUUCAUUUUCACGGAUAUGGAUGUCAUGUGGCUGCGAAAUCCAUUCACAAAAAUGAACCACGAUGGAGAUGACCUGCAGAUAAGCUGUGAUGCAUACAAUGGUGAGCCACGGGAUGAUUCCAACCCCAUCAACACUGGCUUUUACUAUGUCGCCUCAAAUAACAAAACCAUUGCAUUAUUUGAUGCAUGGCAUGCAUCAAGUAUUAACUCAGCAGGCAUGAAAGACCAAGAUGUGUUGUCUACUAUGAAAUCUAAAGGUAUAUUUAAACAAUUGGGAUUGAAAGUGAGAUUCCUAGACACCCUGUACUUCAGUGGGUUCUGUCAAGACAGCAGGGAUUUUAAAGAAGUGACCACCGUGCAUGCAAAUUGCUGCCGCAGUGUGAAGGCAAAGCUUGCUGAUCUGACAGCCGUCCUCAAAGUUUGGAAGAGUUUUAAUGGCACAACAAUGGUCAGGUGGCCUGAACACAAGGCAUGUGCUGCAUCGUGGAUAGAAGACAUCAGAAUCUAGCUUCCACACUCAGCAUCCUGCUUCCUUUUUUUCCCUAAUACCGAACAUCUAGGAGCAUUGAUAUCAUAGGCAGGUACAAAUUCACUCUAAAGUUAUUUGGCAGUGAACAUACAAAAGAUUAGCAGUCUCCCAGUGUAGAGUUACUUCCAUUUUGUCCUUCAAUAGAGUUGAGUCUUUUGAAUCAUUAACUGCUUCAGGAAACAUAAUAAGGCAGCAUCAGCAUAUUUUUGCUGUCUUACUAUCUGCCUGGACUAAAAAGAAUCGCAUCUUGAAAAUCUCAGAUUUUUGUGCACGAAGCCGAAAUGACCGAGGUGCCUUGGACAUUUCCUAAAUUUUUUUUCAUGAGUGGGAAAAGAGCCCAGUUUGCCACUGAUUUAGCUUGUCAAAGGACAAAUUAACCUAACCGGCAAUCGUAAAGUAAUAUGAGUAGAUAUUAGUUGCAUGUGAACAAUGCAUGUGUUGCUUCAGACUGUAAAUUUAAACCUAUACCCAUCAAAGGUGUGCAGAAAAGGAUGAAGAUUUCAAAAUAGCAUUGUAGAGGCAUGCGAAAACAAAGUCCAAGAAUGGGAUAUUUUUCCUUUACAAUUCUUAGGGAAUUUGGGGCUCUACCAUGUGAAAGUUAACCUUUGUAAAGUACCCUAACUCAAAUUGGCAAUUACCCCUAUAGACUAGGAGGUAUUUGUUUAAUAUUGUGACAAAGGAUGUGAUCAGUAUAUUUAUGUACCAACCAACAAAAUCAUUGU
Molecule: messenger RNA, 3660 nt
Organism: Phoenix dactylifera (date palm)
Lineage: Eukaryota; Viridiplantae; Streptophyta; Magnoliopsida; Arecales; Arecaceae
Source: RefSeq, a predicted model, not a curated record